AUAUGCUUCAACAACUAUACCAUCCUCCCACUUCUCCUCCCCGAGGACCCGACCAAGCCCUGCCUGAGUUGUACAAAACAGUGGUGUUUGGACCAGAAGCUCUCUAUCUGUAGAGAGGCGAUGCUGGGGGAUGCGAAUCCUGAUACGGCAACUGGCAAGGAGGGGGAUGUCGAUGUUCGGUGUUUUCAAAGAGACUCCCCAAGAGAUCAGCUCACUGUCACACUCUUCAUCCUCAUCAUUGUUGGUCUGCUCAUUGGCGCAGCCGCAAGAGGGAAGAUGAUGGAAGUCGGUAUAGAUCCUGCCGACGCAUGGGAAGCGUCGCGCAAGUGGUGGGAGGUGUGUCUCCCCUCUCUGAGGUGA
This is a messenger RNA of Dacryopinax primogenitus, 360 nucleotides long. RefSeq lists its product as uncharacterized. The annotation marks the transcript as partial. The record is from RefSeq and is a predicted model, not a curated record. The transcript has 2 exons. NCBI's taxonomy places the organism in Eukaryota, Fungi, Basidiomycota, Dacrymycetes, Dacrymycetales, Dacrymycetaceae.